CUUGCUGGCCCUUCGCUGUUUGUGAGAGUUUUCCAACUUUCUACCUUCCCUACCUCAUUUCUUCAUGGCUAUCAAAUCUAAAAUGCAUUUUUUCCCCAUAAGGCCAACGUCCAGGAGGGACUUGUGCAUUAUCGGAGGAGUCUUCAUUACACUUGCAUUCUUUUUGCGCAACCCGUUCCUCAGCCAGAUACGGCAGAGAAGCGGCGCAGCAACGUCAAGCAUACUGAGUGAAAUUCAAAAUAGCACAUUAGGCUUCGAAAAGAUAUUCGUCGUCGGCCUACCAAGCCGGACAGAUCGCCGAGAUGGCAUGAUUCUACAGGCUGCACUCAGUGACAUUGAGAUCGACUUCGUCGACGGUGUUCCGGGCAAGGAGGUCUCCGACAAGGCGAUACCAAAAACAUCUGAGCACGACCGCUUGGGUGACGGCGCCAUAGGUUGCUGGCGAGGUCACAUGAAUGCUCUUGAAGAGAUCGUUCGUCGCAACUUGACUUCAGCCUUGAUACUUGAAGAUGAUGUCGACUGGGACAUCAGAAUUAGGCAACAGUUACACGACUUCGCCAGAUCGACCCAAGCGCUUACUCAGCCUUUACUUGAAGCGCCUUCGUCCUACGUCGAUCGUUCGUAUUCGAAACUGUCUCGCGCAGCACCUGAGGUCGCACCCGAUAUUUCAUUUGACCAUCUGCCAGCUUCAGUCGCACCAAAGAUUUCGCCCUAUGGCGACGACUGGGACCUCCUCUGGAUUGGACACUGCGGCAUGCAUUUCCCCUUCCAAGACAGCCAGACUGUGCCCCAAACUCGCAUCAUUCGCUCCAACGAUGUGACCGUUGCCCCACGGAAGAAUCUGUGGACGCUCAACAUCCCGUUCACCCUGAAGGAGAAGUACCCGGAUCAUACGCGAGCAUAUCACCAUGCUCAGGAGGGAGUGUGCACCCUCGGUUAUGCAGUCAGUCAGAAGGGAGCACGGAAACUUCUGCAUGAGGUGGCAUUGAAGGAUGUGAGCGAUGCCGUCGAUAUCCUGCUCAGAUUCUUCUGUGAGGGCGCGAAAGGCAGGAGACCGCAUAACUGCUUGACAACGCAGCCGGCUCUUUUCCAUCAUCACCGCACAGCCGGACCUUUGAGCUCAAUGAGCGACAUCGGGGACCACGGAGGCGGCUUUAGGGAAGCAAGCAUGACUGACAUGGUGAGAUGGAGCGUGCGUUUGAACGCAGAUGCGCUGCUUGAAGGAAGAACAGAUUUUGUUGACCAAUAUCCUGACGAUAAAUAAACUAAACUUAGAUAGACCAAAGCUACACACCUGUCACUUUUCUUCUAUAUUUUGUAGCAAUCUUAGAUACCUUACGUUCUAUUCUUUUCAAAGCCAAUUACAUUUCCAGUACCGA
Molecule: messenger RNA, 1379 nt
Organism: Colletotrichum scovillei
Lineage: Eukaryota; Fungi; Ascomycota; Sordariomycetes; Glomerellales; Glomerellaceae
Exons: 3
Coding region: 65-1264 (399 amino acids)
Source: RefSeq, a predicted model, not a curated record